This is a messenger RNA of Macrobrachium nipponense, 1034 nucleotides long. Its product is annotated as peflin-like. Gene Ontology annotation, biological process: COPII vesicle coat assembly. NCBI's taxonomy places the organism in Eukaryota, Metazoa, Arthropoda, Malacostraca, Decapoda, Palaemonidae. Gene Ontology annotation, molecular function: calcium ion binding. The transcript has a single exon. The record is from RefSeq and is a predicted model, not a curated record. Bases 142 to 846 code for a protein of 234 amino acids.
UCAAAAGGCUAAAACAACACUACCUAUCAUUACUAAUAUUCACAAGCAACCUGAUUAUCCAAAAGUGAACCCUAAAAGUGAAACCUAACUGGAAAUUAAGUUACUUUCUUAUUGAUAUUACCACAUUAAUCCAGAAACACUAUGAGCUUCCACAAUUAUCCUUAUAUGCAGCAAGCAUCUGGACUUCCAGCAACACAAUAUUCAGCAACAGCCCCUUUUAUACCAGCCAUGGGUUAUCCUAGUCAAGCUCCAGAAGAAAGACCCACAACUUAUCCAGGUCAGUAUGCACAAAUCCCAUCAGCCACAGCAGGACAAGGGCAACACAGAAACACUUCUCCAGCCAUUGACCCAACAAUUGCAUCCUGGUUCCACGCAGUUGAUCAAGACAACUCAGGGCAUGUUAAUGCUAGUGAACUACGUCUGGCUUUACAAAAUGGAAACUGGUCUCAAUUUUCUGAAGAAGCUUGCCAUUUGAUGAUUGCCAUGUUUGAUAAAAACCACACAGGCACCAUUGACCUCCAUGAAUUUGGUCAACUGUUUUCGUUUGUCAACAAGUGGAUUGAUACUUAUCGACACUUUGACCAAGACAAUUCUGGCACAAUAAGUGAAAGUGAAAUGACCAAUGCCCUCCAGCAAAUGGGAUACCGCCUUUCACCACAAUUUGUAAGUUUCUUAGUGUCAAAAUACUCAACAAAAAAGAAGGAUAUCACUCUGGAUAACUUUAUCCUGAUCAACAUCAAGAUACAGACUCUAACUGAUGCCUUCAGGGUUCAUGAUCUUGAAAUGAAAGGCAUCAUUACUGUGAGUUAUGAAGAAUUCCUAAAAAUGACAUUAUCUUCAGUCUAAGCAAGUGGCAUGGAAUUAAGUGCAUCAUAAACAGAACCAAGUAGUGAUUCAGUGAUAGCAACAAAUCUAAGUCCAAUAUAGAAAACAAACCUCAAAUUCUUUCUUUCUGAAAAUAAUGCUUAAAAUGUAUUGAAUUCAUGGCAAAAAUGAUCUUUUGGAAAUUAAUUAAAUUUUAUAAUAACCCUGAA